Molecule: messenger RNA, 12375 nt
Organism: Topomyia yanbarensis
Lineage: Eukaryota; Metazoa; Arthropoda; Insecta; Diptera; Culicidae
Gene: unc80
Product: protein unc-80 homolog
Exons: 36
Coding region: 173-10054 (3293 amino acids)
Biological process (GO): monoatomic cation homeostasis
Cellular component (GO): axon; cation channel complex
Molecular function (GO): monoatomic cation channel activity
Source: RefSeq, a predicted model, not a curated record
CUUCUCAUUUCUGCUUUGCCUGGGAACCAGUAACCAUCUCUGGGAGCUUGGAACAAAAUGACGUCGCUUCAUUUUCGGGUCGUUGCUAGGCAAAUUAUCUCCAUCUAAAACAACUAAUGUCUAGCUGCUACUUCUAUCGCUACUACUGCUGUAAUACGUAACUGGUUUUGCCAUGGCGGUGUCUGGCGAUACCACAAAUCCCAUGGAUGAGGGACUGCAGGAUCUUGGGGUACCAGUUCCGGUGCAAACCUUUCUGUGGCAGCAGAUCGCCCCUUUUAUCCGACCAAAAUUAGGAAAGUUGCACGAAGCCAGCUGUAUGUAUUGUCAACACGCACCUGGACAUCAUGAGCUGAAAGAAGCGUGUAAGUCCUUUGAAAAGACACUCGUGCAAAAUAUGUUCUAUGGACUCUCGCCGUCGCUCGACUCAGCACUGAAGUCAAUCCCCCGAUGGAGGUUGGUCCAGGCCGCACUACCUCAUGUCAUGCACUGUGCCGGAGCACUCAUGCAUAAUCGCGUGAGGGAUUUGCAGGCGCUAGGAGCCGCGGAAACUAAAAUUCUAUACACACUGCAUUGGAUUUUACUAUUUGCCGCAGAGGAGUGUGCUGACGAUGAAUUGGAAGCCAACAAAGAGAUCAAAAAGCAACAGAAUUAUUUGUUUUCUAUUCCAACUAUUUCGCUUUUCGUUUAUUUAUUCGCUCCUAUCGCUCACAUGCUAAAAGAGUCAGACUUUCAAAACAUUCGUCUCGAAAAUGGUCUAAAAAUGUGGCAGGGAAUGUGGGAAUAUCGUGCACCAAAUGCACCAUGCUUCAUUGCACCAGUGAAACCAAAGGCACGGAACUUCUUGAACUCAGUGAGCACAACCCCCUCAGUGGAGGUUUUUUCUCCAAAAAAACCAGAAAGCAUGCAUCAUGCGGCGAUCGAUUCACCACCCAGCAUCUCCUUCUCUGAAACACCAAAGCACGACGAUGAAAUGUCCUACGUUUCCUCACCAAAGGAUUCCGUUUUCCCGGAGACUAUUCCCGAAGAAGCAUCCAGCGUUGAAGAAGAACGCGUUGUGAUAUUCCAACUUCCCAUGGGAGGCACUUCAACAGAUCCAUCCUUUUACACUGCUGAUGCCAGCCUAUUACACCAGUCCACCAGCCUGAGAGGAGGCAAACACCCUGCUCAAGCAAUACGACCCGAGAAAAUAGCGACCAAGUUCGACUUUGACCGAAUAGAUUCGUUCAGUAGAGGAGACGACUCCAAGCCGAAAACAAGCUCCUCGACCGAAAGGGAGUCUCUGGAAACGGAUCCCAAAUCCCCUCAGUGUGCCAAAGGCGACGUCGCAGCUGCAACAUUCCUCGAUGUUGCAGUGUUGCGUUGCCUGUUCAUUUCGCACUGGCAGGAAGACGGAGUCUAUUGGAGCUUACAUUACUUGAAUAACAGAUUGCGAGAUAUUAGUGAAGAAACAUCGAUACCGCCUUCACAACCAAGACGACGUUCAAAUUCUUUACCGAUCCCACAAAUAGAAAUUUCCCUGUAUCAAGGGCCAACCAGCAGCAACCGAGAUAGCCCCAGUAUCGGCUCCAUCAACAAAGACUAUAUUGAGAUUCCAGAGCCGCCAAUUAGCGCAAUUCUCAUCGAUUCGCCCUACCAUGCCCCGAAAUCGCCCAGUGACGAACAAAGCACUCCAACGGCCGAACGGAAAGGUAGUGAGAAAAAACGCCGUGUAAAAAUGGCUGAUUUGAGGACAUUAAUAGAAACACGUAUCCUGUCAAAGUCCGACCGUGGUUUAGAAAAAAUCGGGCUUGAUGUGAGUGGAAAUGGAAAACGUCUACAGCACUUGGAGUGCCAUCGCAGCUUAGACACUGGAGAGCGCCAUCUGUCCAGAUCAGCUUCAAUGAUAUCACGAACACCGUCAACUAAUCUUGUCAAAGGGAAAAGCAUGCCGAGCCUUAGCUGUCUUCUAGAUAGCGGAUUCCACAGAUACGUCGAGCCUCCGAAGAUUGUACGAAAUCCGCAGCCAUCUACGAACCAGAAAUCAUACCAACCGGCACCACGAUACCCCAUCAUUACUGUAACCGAACAUACGCCAACACCGUCGCCCGAUUAUCUCAAACGACAGGGUUCAAUCGACAGCCAACUCGACGCAUUAAGCAUUGGAGGCAGCACAGGGAUGUUCAAAAGUCAAAUGUUGAGGUCCCACACUGACUCUCACAUAGGAUACAACAGUGGUGCCGACGAGACAGAAGCACCGGGUUCAAGCUUUUACAUUACCAAGGAGGGUGGGAUCGAUUAUGAAAUCGUUCUCCUGGCAGUUCAUUGCGUAUUCAAGCGUGAUUCCAACAUUUGCACAUUGCGUGUGCUGGAAACGGGAUUAAAUAUAUGCGAACUACUACUAGACCUGGGGGUGCUGAAAUUGAGUGAUCACGCACACACGUUGGCCAUGGGGAUUGUGAAACGAGCCUUAUUGCAUCUCGGAUGUCCCCACGGAUGCAAUGAUGGCAACCGUGUGCCACCUGCUGAAGUAUUACGGACCGCUUGUCAUUCUAUCCUCUCACGGUUGUUACGCCAAGCUUCGAAACUAUCCAAAGCUUAUCUUCGGACUAUGAUAAGAACAACGCAGCUGCAUGAAUUGAUUGAAUUCUUUCAUGCAUUCGUAGGCUUUUGUGUGGAUCCUAGUUCUUUGCUCUCACCCCUUAACCUUAAGAGACCAUCUGCCAUAAAAACGCUGACUCCUGACUUUGGCGGUAUAUCAGGCGGCCAGGGAGGAUACGCCACCAACUUCGGUAGUGGACUUAGCGGAGGCGCUGAGAGUCAGGUUGUCGCAGCUGUCUUCAAAACAUUGGUCAGCCGGUUCGUGAACGCACUUAAAGAGCUCAAAGGACAGGAAAACGUCGCCUUAUAUUGUGAUGUACGGCAACUUGUCACAUAUGUAAAAGGUGCCCAUGGAGGACCGUUUAGACGUGUAGCUCUGAGUGGAAUACUAGCUAUUACCCCAAGACCGCAUAAGCAAGCUCCCAACAUACAAACCACCCGAGUGAUCAGGCAUAUUCCAGCCAAUGAUAUUCAAACAUAUCAACAGGAUGAAAAAAAUCAACGAAAGUUGUUGUUCAAGAAGAAAAGCACAUCUUCAACGUGUGCCUUUGUACCACUGUUAUUGCAGAGCCUGUUGGAGACAGAGGGUUUAGAGGAACAUUGCCGAGCCAGUCAAAGUCCUUUAAGUAAUCUCCGACGGAAGGGAGCUCCACCAAGGCCUACUUUGACACCGAGACAUAGCGAAAGAGCACUACUUUCUGAUUCGACUUCAAGCUCCGAGAGAAAUUCAGUUGGUCGACUCAGUGGGAUUGUCCGUUGGUUUCGAGGUUCGAAGGAACGCGAGUCUAUCGAUUUAGAAUCUGGAGUGAUGGGAAGUUCAGAGAUAACGACUUCAUUUAUGCGAAAAGGGUCGUUGAAUUUCCAAGCGAGAGCUCGCGCUACCGAAGGAAUCGGACGAUCAAUCCAAAGAGCACGAAGACGAGUAGAGCGUAGACUUGGACGGUUUGGAAUUGGAAAAGGAAAGAAAAAAAUGGGUGGUACAGAAGAUGUUUCUGGAAGUUAUUUUAGUCGACGCAGCUCAUUUGACACGGCUGAAGGCCCGCGAGAAUCUGAAGUAGUUGUUCUGAAAGAACGUCGCCUCAUUCCAAUUGAUCCAGUUCGCGAGGGAAUGGCACGGUUUUCAUUUUUACUGGAAACGUGUGCUCCGGGAUCAAUUCCAGAUCCACCGCUGAUUGCUGCCCUACUAGAUUUACCACAAGCUCCAAUUGUUGCGCGCGCCGCUUUACUAAUGGAGUGUGCACAUUUUGUGCAUCUCUGCAAUCGUGGCCAGUGGCCCAGCUGGAUGAAACAGAACAUUCCGUCAUUUAGACCGUCUGCACCUGCACUUGGAAAUCGAACUUCAUUGGCCGCUGGAGUACGGCGGAUUCAUAUACUGCAGCGAGCCGCCGGGAAAAUGUUCCAUCAGUGGGGUGAAGCGUUGGGAUUCCGAUUAGAUGACAUGCUUAACAACGAAAAAAAGACUUACGAGCAAGUGUCGUCCAAUUUAUCUGACCCGGAAAAGCAAAAACAAUUACUACAGCAGGACGAAGAGGAAGAUUUUCUCGAUGAAAUGAGUGUUAACCCACAUGGUAAUGACUGCCCACCAGCAUUAAAACUAGUGGCAUGCAUGCUACUGAUGGAAAUCACCGGAUUUCUGAGAGAAACUUAUCAAACUUUGCCAAAAGCUUCAAGGCUGUCAACUAAAGAGAAACAAGUACCUUGGGAUAAAGUUUGUCGUGAAACGAAUCGCCGUUGGUCAAUGGCUUUAAGCUCGAUGGGACACUCCCAAACAUCUGCGCAGAGUCUGCAAUCGAUUGCAGGUCAAACGGAACGUAAAAUCUCGUUCGUUCUUCAGGAGCCGGACAAUGAGUCCGAAGGUAGUAGCAACACAACAUUAACAAUACAAGGCGAGGAAGUCGUACAACAAGCCCAAAAGCGUUCCAUCACCACUACGAGAAACUUCCUAUUGAGACGUGGAACUUCCACAACACCUGCGGGUGGCUCCUUCAAACGAAGGUCAUUGAAACUACGUCGUGGAGCCAAGGAUUUGAAGGAUAAUGACGAUUAUCCCGUUCGACGAACUGAUUCAAUACAAUCUCGCAGAAAAGUUUCCUCGUUAUCCGACCGCAGUGAUAACUCUGAACCUGGUCAAGUAAGCGGUGGAGAGGAAUCGCCGGGAAUUUUAAGUGAUGAUCAACCUCCGGAGUCACCAUGCGAUUCUAACGAUUCGGACGAAACAGCUAAGAAUCUUCCCUGGAUGCGAUCAAUUUCCGCAUUUCUAAACUCAUUCAACUACUACUGCGACCAUCAGAAUUUUUGUCACCCAUUCUGCUAUCGUAGACAUAUGCGCGGCGCGACCCGUUUAGUGAAAGCAGUUCGUAAGAUUUAUGGUGAGGAAUUCGGUUUACUUCCGAUGGCAUUCACCCAUGUAUCCGAUUCGGGAAAAAAUGGUAACCGACGGGAGCGCUCCAAGCAAGGUCGGAAAGUGUCUGACCAAAGUUCGUCACAAGCGUCUCCUUCACGAAGGAAAGACAGCAUUACAAAACGUGAUAGAAUAAUACAAGACGACUCUGAACCAAACACUUCGCAAUACUCUCAACGAAUAGAUGAAACUCGUAAAACGCAUGAACCGCCAUUAAUUUUGAAAUAUCUUCAAAACCAUGUUCGUGACAUGUUCCACGUUCCAAUCUCAACUCUCGUCAAAGGAGCAGCAGUCCUAACCGAGGAACAAUUUAUUGAAGUGACUCCAGUAGCAUGGGAAUUGCUUCUGGAAUCAAACCAAGAGGUUUCCGCUGCUUCCGCGGCCCUAUUCAUACUGGCAUCGGUCAAAUCGCCUACUACAGCUUCAGAACUGAUGCAACGCGCGUUGAAGCACAAAAAUCCAAACAUCAGAAUUCAAGCAAUGCUACGAUAUCAAGUUUUGUGGAAAAAUCGAUUCCAGGUUUGGCCUCGAAUGGAAGAAGGCGCGCACUUGUCAUUCAAGGUACCGCCUCCAGGAAUUGAAUUUACACUUCCUUCGCCUAAAAUCGGCAUCGAAAGUUUGCCUGUUGUUGACCCACCAUGGAGCCCGCGUCAGCAGAAUAAAGAUAUGGAAGUGACACUUAACCAGGAGAGACAUCGAUCACUUGUUACGGCAACCAAAACGCGGAAGAAGCAGCAAACAGAAGCCAUUCGCCAUGCUAUCCAGCAACAAGAAGACAAACAACGGUCGGAACGUCAAAGUUUUCUUAUUACGACAAUUCCUUUAACCCAGCAGGCAGCAUACGAGCCAGGUCUCGAUCAUGGCCCUGGCGAGGAUCACAUCGAAGAGGAAGAGGAUGGUGCCAGAUCUGCGAUUCACAUGCAUGCCGCCCACUCUGUCUUCCCCUCCUGUUUGUGUUCUUCGGUAAUGCAGAUCGUUGCCUGCCUCGAUGAUGCCGCUGUCAAUGCCGACGGUUGUUCCGUAUACGAGACGGCCUAUCAGGUCAUCUGGGUCUGUCUAGUAGAGGACUCCGCUCUAUUUCUACGUUAUGUUUUGGAACGACUUACCAGAGAUCAUCAGGACCAAAUGUUUAAACUAUUAAGACAUUUGAUCAGGUUUGUGCCCCGAUUGCCUCAGCAAGCUGCUUUUGCGCUGUACAACUACAUAAUCGGAUACGUUAUGUUCUACGUGCGAUCGACACACGAAUGCAGUCAGCAGUUGGUUGGUUCGGCUCUUUCCGUACUAUGGAUGAUAGUGCAUAGCGUACAUGGAAUUAUGUUCAAAGAUUUGAAACAAAUUCUGCGAAAGGAGCAAUGCGACGCAUCAAUUCUACUAACGGCAAACGUCCCAUCGGCUAAAAAGAUAGUCGUUCACGGACCAGAAGACGAAGGUGGAAUUCCUUCACAGUUUCCCGUCCAGGAAGAUACUCAAUUUACUCAACUACUUACGGAAUCACUGGAUUUCUUCGGAAUUGACGAGAAAAAAUUCAACCUAUUCCAACUGGUAGACUACAAAACCCAGCAAAUACUGAACCCAAAUUGGUAUGUACGAGAUUUAUACUUCUUCAAGAGAUCACAAUAUCCACAGCUACGGUUGCUCGAAAUGAAGCCGGAAGAGGCCUUCAAUGCGCUGCAGCGACAAGAGUUGUACAAAAAGUUUGUUGAAAUCGGAAAAGUACAUCUAACAUGGGCGAUUUUAAAAAACGUGGAUAUGGUUGUACAACGUGUGGUGUUUCUGCAUGAAGAGCUUAUGAAACUUCCGUCGUUUCCAAGAAAAGCAUUAGAAGUUGAUCUCGAUUUACAUCAAGGAGGUGAGCUCGGGAAAGAGCUUCUCGGCUUGGACGUUUUGCAUAAAUUCAUGUGGGUUCGCCUGAUUGCCCGGAUGUUUGAAGCGAUGGCUGGAAAUUUUGCUUAUUCAGCGGAUAUUCAGCUAUUUCUAAAUGUGCUAUCGGGCGCAGCUCUACUGCAUUCAGAGGACUCGUGUAUAAUGCGUUACGUCACAGCGACAUUCAUCAAUGCUGCAUUCAACUUUAAAAAUAUUUUUUCAACAAACGGAUAUUUUAUGAUCAUGCCAACACUUCUACAGGUGUACUCUUUACAUCAAACUAAUAAGCUAGUUACCACUACGAUUGAAUAUGCUGUAAAACAAUUUUACUUGCUAAAUAGAAAACCAUUUAUUUUGCAAAUGUUUGGAUCGGUGUCGGCGAUUUUGGACACCGACGAAGAUGGCGCCUACGGCGAAGCCCACAAAGUUCAAUCUAGCUGCCUGUUCAAUCUGCUUCUUAGUUUAGAAACACCAUCUCCUGAUCCAUUGAAUAUUGCUGAGUUGGUCAAGGAAUCAAAACCACUAAAAGCCAUAGAUUUCUGCUAUCACGAUGAAGAUGAGAUGGUGACUGUUCUGGAUUGCAUUACUCUGUGCGUCAUGGUUGUAUCUUACUCUGCGGAAAGUACUCGUGGUUAUCAGAUGUUGAUUAUUCUGGAAGCUAUUCUGCCUUGCUACAUGCAGCAAAUUCAAUCACCAAGUUACAUUCCAUUGGAAGGAAAAUGUGAACGUGAUAUUAUUCUCCAACUUGCGGUUGCCAUCAGAACCAUGGUUCACAACUGUGAAGGUCUAUCAAAGAGUUAUAAUGGUCCCUUCCGUAACAGCCCAGAACACAAAGGUUCCAGCCAGAGGAACUGCUCCCGCGGUCCACCCUGUUCCCCUGGAUUGGAUUUUGACGAGGAAUCUCAUUCGAAGUAUGUCAGCGAUGUAGGUCGAACCAAGAUUAUUAAUGAAUCUGUCGAAGAUUCGGAAACUAUCCGGGCCGAGUUUCGUAGACCACGUGACGUACUCCUAUCCGUUGUGGGAGAGUUUAUAACACGUGCGUCUACCCGUUUGAACGAACUUGCUAGAAAACAGGGAGAAGGCAAGCCAGUCGAAUUGUUGGAUGUUAAGUGCCACGUUAGACUAGCAGAGAUCGCGCAUUCAUUACUCAAGGUAUCGCCGUACGAUCCGGAGUCCAUGGCAUGUCGUGGAAUGCAACGAUACAUGCAGUUCAUUUUCCCCAGAGCUGAUUGGGCAGAUGAUCAUGGCAUGAAACCUGCUUUGGUUACCAUUUUACGCCGGUUAGACAAAGUGUUUCUGAAGAUUUCAAAGAAAACAUCUAUACGGCGAAAUACCGACUGGGAGGCUGCUGCUGGUCUUUUGAAAGGAGUAUAUGAAUCAAUCGUACGUUAUCCACACAUACUCCAUUGGCGUGAAAUGAAGUCUCUGCUGACUACUGUUCAGAAUCUGAUUGUGAAUGAACCGAGUAACUUCCUAGAAGGUGUAUCUAGCGCUGGUGCUGCUCUUAUGUCAAAGAGUCCACCCCCAUUUUUCUGCUCUCAAGUUGUACGGUUAGUUGCACUUCAAGUCGUGAGUCCAGUCGACUCGGUGUCAUUGGGAUUGGAGCAGAUUUGUGGUGGUAGUGCUGAAUUUCCAACUCAAGAAAAAGCUGAACGGUUUAUGAUGCACCUUUUGAUGCCAUUGUGUCUUAAGGUGUGCAGUGGGCGUAACAUUUCGGAUAUAGGUGAAUUGAAACAAUCAGAUGUUUCAUUUCUUGUCACUGCUAUUUUAAACGCUAUGAGUCCAGUUGCUGGAAGAACCGCCCAAUCAGGUGUGCAAAGCAAUCGUACAGGUGCUGAUAUCCGAGCAGGAUCACUGACCUUCACGGGAAGUCGCGACGCCAAAAGACCAGCCAAGAUCUCGACCUCGCUGUAUCAGGCAACGUUUCUUGCCCUACGCGUUUUAUGCAUUUGUUUUGAGUCCAGACUAUCCAACGAAUGGCCACGAAUCGUACGUGUGAUGCGAGAUCUAGGAAGAAGAAAUGAAGCCGCUCCCGAACUGUGGAGUUUCCUGGAGUUUGUGGUCACCCAGCGAACCCCACUAUACAUUGUACUGAUGCCCUUCAUUCUGCACAAGAUCUCACAACCUCCAAUAGGCGAUCACGAAAGACAUAUGCAAUUUUUAAUACGAGAACGAAUGAGAGGUAUGCCUCCACCUGGGGGAGUGAAAUCCAGAGGAGCAAUUUUACUGGAGCUAGCUAGAGAGAUAAGAGAUUUACGUGAGGAAUUGGAGGAAAAACGCUACGACCGAGACCCUCCCCCAGCGGAGCCGCUACGCCGUGAGAUGCCCAACGUGCCGUUGCCACAGGAGCCUUCAAAGCAUCAGCAAAGACCGUCGCUGAUUUCUAUGUUCACGGGUGGAGUGCAAGCACCGAGUUUUUCAUCAUAUCAACAAGAUUCCAGAAGUGGAACCGGUGUCUGCACUCCAAGUGAUACUCUUUCUCAGCAAACUCUCCACGCGCCCAGAUGUGAGUCCUUGUCUAGUUCGACCACCACUACCAACAAGGAAAUUUUGAUGGCUGACAAUCAAAGCGGUGACGGUAUAACGCUCACGCCUGGAAUAGUCCCAGAAGGUUCAGUCAUAAGACAAGGACCCCUGUCUAGCAUACUAGCAGAUGGCGGUAGUUAUCCACACCUAUCACACUCCAUCUCAAUGCAACCGUCUAGCAAGAUUCACGCUCCAAAGCUACGUUUUGUGUCAUCGGUGGAAUUUAAAACUUCGUCCGGCGAAACUUCCACAACACCACUGUCACCAGACAGCCUGGCGGACGAUAGUUCAGGAGAAAAUCAGAAGCAUCGCCUACAACGAUCAAGGGCUCAAAGCAGAAAAACUUUUCGUUGUCGUCGCGGAACGACCCGUUCAAAUAACCACGGCAUCGACCCAGUUCCUCCUCCAACCGUGACAGCCAUAGUCGGCGGAUGUCUUCCCCAUACCAUCUCCAGUGAGCCACCCCACGAACUAGUCAACAAAAAUAUUGCAGCAAUCGGGGAUCUCUCCUGGGACUCCGUCUCGCAAACAUCGUCCACUUCAGGUUAUCGCGACAACUACAGUCUGCAAACAGGGCUACUCUCACCGGACGGUUCUUUUUCCGGAACCGCCCUAGGAGGCCGCUCGUCCUCACAACACUCGCUGCUCAUGCUCUUUGAAACGCAAGAUGAGGAUACGUUGAUUUAAGAUUUUAGAUGAAUAUUUGCAGUUGGAUGUGUUUUUAAACGAUUUUAACUCAAAUUUUAACCCGCUAUAAAUGAUACUUUAUUAAGACAUAUAUGAACCCGAGAACCACUAGAUUAGAAUAAACCACACGAUUCAAACAAACAAACCAUACGAUAUACAAUGUAAUCUGUGUUAAACCAUACUGUCAAAAAAAUUUCCUGUGCUUUUUCGAGUCAAAAAAGAUUUUUCGAUAAUAUACGUUUAACAAAAAAUUAAGGUCAUUCUAGUGCAAAAGUGAAUGCGAAAGUGUUUUUUCAUAGGUACAUAUCUAAAAAGGCCCUUAGUUCUCUACGGUUUAACACAGGUCAUAUUAUAAACAGAACAGUUGAAUGCUUUUAAUGUGUGAUAAAAAUAAGUGUAACAAGUUUGAGUUAACAAAAGGUUUUAACGGAACGUAUAAUUUUAAAUUUAUAGUAUUUAAAAAUACGUCUAAUAAUCUUAUGAAAACUAGCGCACAAACAAUGUAAGGAACGAAACAAAGCAGUAUUUGGUAGAAUACAAGAUCGAAGAGUUGCCAAAAGAAACGAGUAUAAACUAAUGGAGGAAUUAGAGUUCUUCACUAUAAUUUCUAACCCACAAUCGAUGCAAACUAAUCCCACUCGAAAAAAGUUUUUAUUGAAGUAUUGAGUUUUACAUCCGAAUAAUUCAUUAUUUCGAGAUGAAAUCGUUAAAAGUAGUGCUAUGUUUAUAUGAAAUGUAUUUAGAGAAAUGAAAUAUAUAGUUAACUGUUAUAAAACAUAGACAUUGUUGUCAGAAUUGUUUAAACCUUUUUGUAAACAGUUACCACAGAAACAUACAAACUUGUAUGUGAUAGGAAAUAAUUAAACUUGACGUUUCGAAGUGCUAAUAUUAGAUAAUUUAAGGGCCGAGUUAGUAGCCGGUGGAGUACUCAAACAUGAAUGUUAACAAGACAAACGAUUCAUCCAUAUUACGACAAUGAAUUAAUGAAACAUAAGCAGAUGCCAAAGUAGAACGUACAAUACAUGUAAGUAAAAUACUAGAUGAAAUUAUUAACUAUUCAUUAUCUAAAUAGCGUUGCAAGAGUUCUAAUAUGAGUAGGUAACAUUUUACUAUGGAAAAGGAAGAUAAAUGUAUAUUUUGUCAGUACCUGAGAGGCUCAGUGCAAAAACAACCAAAUUUAUGGAAGCUUCAAGUGCAAUAUUUCAAAGUAUAACAUGUUACGAUUUUUUGUGCUCAUUUUGAAAAAAAAAAAAGCUAUAAUGAAAUCUGGUUUUCAAUAUUCGUUAGCUAUGCAAUAGUCACAUGCUGUGGCUGUAAAUAACUCCGUUUGCUUACAUUUGUCACAGGAAUUUUUGAAUCUUUUCUGAUAGAGUAAUUGUGGUAAGCAAUUUUUAGAAAGGGGCAUAUUUGGACAGUGGUACUUGGGUCACAAAAGGUUCAAAACCGCUUGCUAAAAACAAAAAAUGACUAAAAAUAGUGUUUUUAUGUAGGUUGUAGCUAGAUUUUUUUGUCUUCCGAAAUUUAUUUAUACGGCAUCAAGGUAUUUUGUCGUAAGAAUUUGUCUAUUAUAUUAUAGUAGCGUUUUUGGUUUUCGAGUUGGAUCGUUUUUGCACAGAGCCUUUCAGUUAUAAUAAGUUCGGGUAAGUGGAAAAUGCAAACUUGUUGGUAUGAUGUCAUCCGACGCUCACGAUUUCAAUUGAAAAGUUAUAUUGAUCUGAUAACAUGUUCAGCAAGCCAAAGAAUUUGAAUAUUAACAAUAAUCAUUUGAAUUUAACAAGCUUUUAGCAUGGACUGUCGGUAAAGCAGAACUUUGUAUGAGCGUUUCCCAAAAUAGAACGGCAUACAAUACUUCGUAACGUAUUUCGUCAUAAAUUUGGCUGCGUACUCACUAGUAUGUAGCAAAUGUGGAAAGUUUCACGAGAAUGCAAAUUUAUCAAAGCAGAAAUUAUCGCUUUGUUGAACUACAUAUUGCCGGUCCUGCCCGUUGUGAACAUUGCUGAUGCAAUCACUUACUGUAUGCUGUAUUAGAUCCAUGGUAAUAAAAAAAUAGCAGUAUUAGUAUGAAAUGUCUACUAUAAAAAAUGUGUAAACACAACAGUAGAAAUAAUGAAAAAUCAUAUACCAAAACACAAUAAUCCCUAGCGCAUUGUAAUGAUAGUCUGAAUUUAAUGUGAUAGAAUAUAACGAUAAUUGUUGCUGUUAAUAUGUUGCGUGAGAUAAUAAUUUAAUCAUCACCUGUUCAUUUGGAAUGUUGUACAAAUUAGGCAAACAAAUCACGCUUCACACUUGGAAAACGAGGAAAUAUAUGUCUUUGUGGUUUA